AUGGCAACCUAUAUUGGACAACCAAAAAUCAGCGCAAAAUCACGCAUCCACCGACUCGCUGGCAAUGUAUCUGACACGAAGUCCAAAAAAGGAGGGCUGCGCAACCGAGGCAAAGUCACUCGAUUGCGAGACAUACCAUUGGACAUAUUUUUCAAGAUCGCAUCAAGUCUCACUCCUCCCGAUUUAUUACACUUGGCUCGUGUAUCAAAGGAGCUCCGCCAGAUAUGUCUCUCAAGGCAAUGCCGGCAUUUGUGGAUCGCUGUCACAGGAACGUACCCGGUCUACCCGCCUGCCCGGCACGCUUUAUCAGCGAACCUUGUUUCAGUGGAUUCAGUUCUGAGAGUAAACACUCAGGCGUGCGGAAUCGGUCGUGCCGGUGGCGUGGAAUAUGGAAUCGCCAUGCGGUUUUGCUGGGUGUGCCACAAGAUAAACCUUAUCAAGGAUAAUCUUCACGCUAUUGCGCGAGUCGCGUACAAUCGCUGGGAGUACUUGUGGAGUAAUCCUAGUAGUCUCAAGAACGUUGAAAAGGGCAAGUAUUAUGUGCCCGAGUUCAAGGCGGUCGUAAAACGGUACCUCGAUAUACAGCACGAACCGAUGGAGGUGGAGAAGUUUGUGAGCGCCCGCAGAGAAUACGCCACUGCAAUGAUGCGGCUCAGCCAUGAACUCGUGAGGUGGGAGCUCGUGGUCAAUGACGAGAAGGCCAAGAAGGACAAUGAGAAGCGUUGUAGUAGAUACCGCAGCAUUGUGCGGAAUUGGAAGGAUUUGGGAUGUACCACGACCGACUUCCCUAGAACUAGAGAUUGGUUCCACCAACUUCAAAAGCUUACUCCGCGCAUUUGGGAGAUCAACCGAAAAUGA
Messenger RNA from Sparassis crispa, 858 nucleotides. RefSeq lists its product as hypothetical. The record is from RefSeq and is a predicted model, not a curated record. Lineage: Eukaryota; Fungi; Basidiomycota; Agaricomycetes; Polyporales; Sparassidaceae. The transcript has 10 exons. Gene Ontology annotation, molecular function: protein binding. Bases 1 to 858 code for a protein of 285 amino acids.